Molecule: messenger RNA, 439 nt
Organism: Teleopsis dalmanni
Lineage: Eukaryota; Metazoa; Arthropoda; Insecta; Diptera; Diopsidae
Exons: 2
Coding region: 1-354 (117 amino acids)
Source: RefSeq, a predicted model, not a curated record
AUGCCGAAAACACUCGUAGUAAACAACAGUAAUGGAUCAACUGUUUCAUCAGAUACAGACAAAGCUAACGCUUUUGCUAGUAAUUUUGAAAAAUCGCACUUAAUCACAAUAAAUAUGGGAUAUCCUGUUUUCGAUGAAAUGGUAAACCAAUUUGUCAACAACAACUUUAGCAACGAAUGUAUCAUAAAUUUUGCAACAACAGAUCAAAAUGAAGCAGGAAACUUUCAUACUUUCCCCGACUCCCCUUUCAUCAAGGUAUCGGAUGUUACUUAUGCAAUUAAAUCUAGAAAUAACAAAAAAUCAUCAGUUCAUAGACAAAGUAAACAACGAAAAUCAAAUAACUAUUCAUUAUAAUGAUAACGAUAUGAUAAACAUAGACUACUACAAAAGUAAGCCUCCAUCUUAUUUACACUAUCUUUCGAAGAGGAAUGAACUUUUU